CGGUCGCUUAAGCUACGUUCAUUGGUUGUUGACAGCUCCAGAUUAGUAACAGGAUGUUGUGUGUGUGUGUUGCAGGUGUUCCUAUCAGUUUAGUACCCGUUUCAUACCUUUAGCUGUCCCUCAGGCGGCAGCAGCUUCUAGGAUAAUGUCUGCUGCUGGUAUGCGCUGUCCAGCCUGCGGCUCCACAAACAUUGUAGACGAUGACCUGUACUCUCAGGCUCAGCUCGUGUGUGUGGACUGCGGCUCUGUGGUGUCCGAGGGAGUCCUGGCUAAUGAUCCAGUAGGAGGUUCAGAUGUCAGCUUCAGUCGAACCACUGCUGUUGCCAAAAGGCCGUGCGCAAACCUGAUAAAAGGUCAGCAGCGUGUGAAAGCCAUAUGUCGGAUUCUCAUGGUCAACAGGGAGAUUGAGGAUCUCUCACACACGUAUUACAAGAUGGCCUAUGAGCAUAAAGCUUUCCUCAAAGUUAGCCUUCAGAAAAAAGAUAUUCUUACUGGUUGUUGUGUGCUUGUAAGCUGCAGGCAGCUCAAUUGGCCCAUUACUGUGGGAACCAUCAGCUGCCUGCUGGAUGCCGACUCGAUGGUGGUGGGAGCGAUUUAUCAAGAAAUGGUCAAGAACCUCAGCAUUGAGGCCCCGAUCAUCAACGUCACUGAUGUAAUAGGAGCUCACUGUCAUGAAUACAAAAUUAGCUCGCUCGAUGUUCCUGAAGAAUUGGCUGAGAAUUCGAGGGAGCUGACCAAACGAGCUGUGGCCCUGGUAGAGCUGGCAGCAGAUUCCUGGAUUGUGACUGGCCGUAAGCCCAUUCCCAUAAUGAUGGCAGCAACGUAUUUGGCCUGGCAAUCCUUAAAACCCAACAAGCAUCGCCUGAAAUUCUCCCUGGACAAGUUCUGUCAGGUUGCCAAAGUGAAAAAGCUCAAGUCUGCUAUGACAAGAGUAGCUGAAAUCAAGGAGGUGUUGUGUAAGCUAGGCAAGGAAAUACCCUGGGUCAGGGAAACAGUGACACCGGAUAAUGUUAUUCAGCUAGUUGAAUGCAUUCUGCAGAACAGGUACGCCCUGCUAAGGAGGGCUAUGAGAACCCACGAGGACGCUCUGCUGGAGGAGAGUCAAGCCAGCUGUGCUGAGGCUCCGCCUGAGUCUUCCUCCCAAAUCUCUGAGUGCGCAGAUCAGACUCCAAUUACGUCUUUUGUGAAACAAAAUGGGUCGAAUUCUGACGGCAAAGAGAAGCCAGGAGAUGUCGACUAUAAUCCACGUGUACUGCCAGAGCACAGCGGCACUCAGGAGAGUCAAAAUCCACCUCAAAACUGGGGGAAAAGAGUUCUGUUUGCUCCUCCAUGUGUCAUUCAUGCGAAGAAAAGGAGAGCGGAGCAGCCUGAACACACGGAUGUGACCGGUGAUGAGGAAAUCUCUGACAGCGAAAUUGACUCAUACAUUCGCACACCUCAGGAGGCUCGAGACUUCGCUCUAAUGCAGCAGAUGCUGUCUUUGUCUGACAGUGCUAAAUCAUAACCGAGCCCAGUGACUGGUUCUUCGGAGAUGGCUGGCAUAUUUAAGUUUAUGUGCACUUUCUUUUUUUUAUGACUGUUGAACUCAGGAUGUAGAUAUUUUCAUUGGCUUGGCUUGAUUAUAUAACCUAUUCAUCUAAUUUUGUACAGUGUACAAAAGGGGCUGUGUCUUUUGUGUUUGUACUUUAAAAAUCUUCACUCUGCACUUGAAAAUGUAGCAUGAGGAAGUUAAUGUGUGUAAAUAUUUUGUUUAAUGGAAGUGCAAUUAAAGCAAAGUGCCUGAUUAAAAGGAUGCACCAAGUUCA
Molecule: messenger RNA, 1805 nt
Organism: Oreochromis aureus
Lineage: Eukaryota; Metazoa; Chordata; Actinopteri; Cichliformes; Cichlidae
Gene: brf2
Product: BRF2 RNA polymerase III transcription initiation factor subunit
Exons: 4
Coding region: 146-1504 (452 amino acids)
Biological process (GO): transcription preinitiation complex assembly; transcription initiation at RNA polymerase II promoter
Cellular component (GO): transcription preinitiation complex; nucleus
Molecular function (GO): RNA polymerase II general transcription initiation factor activity; TBP-class protein binding
Source: RefSeq, a predicted model, not a curated record